This is a messenger RNA of Acipenser ruthenus (sterlet), 3987 nucleotides long. Its product is annotated as transcription factor Sp6-like. The transcript has 3 exons. Gene Ontology annotation, biological process: regulation of transcription by RNA polymerase II. The record is from RefSeq and is a predicted model, not a curated record. Gene Ontology annotation, molecular function: DNA-binding transcription factor activity, RNA polymerase II-specific; RNA polymerase II cis-regulatory region sequence-specific DNA binding. Bases 767 to 1585 code for a protein of 272 amino acids. Lineage: Eukaryota; Metazoa; Chordata; Actinopteri; Acipenseriformes; Acipenseridae.
CUGGUUUGAUUUCUACAAUAAUGAGCUAACACGCCUGCAACUUAUACUGGGAUAGCUCUAGUUAAUUAAAAGAUUGUAAAAUAGUUUGUAAAAAACUGAUUACACCUGACGCGUCUUUGUUUGACGUCCCUUGGAGCUCCAAUGACAGAAGUGAAUGCGCGAGAAAGAUUGGAAUAUUGACCUAAUGCAAGAGUAGAAAUGGUUUAGUCUAAUUACCCAGGUAUACUACUGCACCUGGAAGAGUUCAGUGGGAGGAGCCACUCUGGAGGAAAACGUUAAGGAGAGCAGGUGGUGAAGGCAGUAUGACGCGAAGGAGCCACAAGCAGGACUUUCAAGCACACAGACUGGGAGGAAACAGCACUUCACCUGCCGUUCUCUACUGGACUGUAUGAGGGACUGUGGAGAAGGAUCACAGUCUGACCCCAGAGGAUAUGCCAGGAGUCUUCACCUGUUCUUUUGCAUCACUCCACUGUGUCACUGCAUGAGUUCCUCGUUAGUCUAAACCUUAAGAAAACUUCACUGGACAAGUUAGGAGCCGCAGCUAGCAGGAAAGAUCUUUUCGUGUGAAGACUGCUUUGUGUAUCACUUGAAGGAGUCCUCCGUGAGCUAGUCUUCUGUCUCCUUCUUCCUGACCUGAUCUCUUCCUCUCCCAGUGGAGAUACAAUGUUAUGAUCGACGCCCGGUGGAGAAUUUAAGCGUGUCACAACAGCAGACUUCCCAAAACUCCAACAUUCAGCAACCGAAAGUCUUUAGUGAGCUCGUGUCCAUGGCCCACCCCUAUGAGGCUUGGUUUAGACCCACCCACUCCAGUGAGAGCAGUGAGGACAUGCUGCCCUGGUGGGACCUCCACUUGGGGAACACAAGCUGGAUGGACUUCCAGAACGUCCAAAGUGGCCUCCAGACCUCCACCCAGGCUGGGGGGCUGCAGCCCACUAUCGACACCUACGAUUCGGAGCCCCAGCUCUGCGGACCCCCUUCCCACCUCCCGCCAGCCACCCAGCACCACUACACCCAGGAUGGGUUCAAGCAACUAGAUGCCACAGAGCAGGAACUCCACCUGCUGGAGAGGCCAGUAGACAGGCCCAAGAUCCACCGCCGUUCCGUGCCACGGAGCUCCGGCCAGACAGCCUGCCGUUGCCCGAACUGCAUGGAGGCAGAGACGGUGGAGCCCUGCGGCAACGAAGACGGCAAGAGGAAGCAUCUCCACAACUGCCACAUCCCCGGCUGUGGCAAAGCCUACGCCAAGACCUCGCACUUGAAGGCCCACCUCCGCUGGCACAGCGGCGACCGGCCAUUCGUCUGCAACUGGCUCUUCUGCGGCAAGCGCUUCACCCGCUCGGACGAGCUCCAGCACCACCUCCAGACCCACGAUGGCGCCAAGAAGUUCACCUGCACCAUCUGCAAACGGGUCUUCAUGAGGAACAACCACCUCACCAAGCACCUCCGGACCCACGAGGGGGCCAGGGAGGAGGGGGAGGUAGUGGCCAGCACUGGCAGCAAAGGCUUCGAGCCAAACCCUGACGUCCACCUCAAACCCAAACCUGAGCUCAGCGCCAUGCCUGGGUGGGGCAGCCAUCCCAACUGAACGCACAGCGACAACCAGACAAGCCCGCGAAAGUGAUGAAAAUGCAUCAAAGGGUGCCGCAGGAAUCUUUUUUUUAGACUAGCGUUCUAGUCUACAAGGUAAAUAAGGCGUGCCUCAAUAGCUAUGCGCUGUACAAACUUCAUUUGAGACUGGCACCGACUAGAGUUUGAGACUUUUUUACAUUGCUUUUUUUAUUGCUUUUCUUUUUUUAAUGAAGCACUUAAAGGAUUGUUUUUAUUUUCCCUCCAAGAUGAUUAAAGUCCCACUGCCAGUCAGGAUUCUACAUGUCCUUUUUUUCUUAUUUUUAAUAAAUCCUACAACAGUAGAUGGCACUGUGGCUACAGCUGAUCCAGUCUGGUUUACUUUCAAAUCACAUGUAAUAAAUUGUGCACUGACUGUGGCUCACAAACUGAAAUAAUUAGUGAAAAAAUAAAAACAAAUUACUGAAACUGUUGAAUUACUGUUUGACCUGUACUGUACAAACAGUUUUUUUUUUUUUUUUUAACCUUGAAAUAUUUAAUUUUUUUAAAUUAAGGGCUUUUACAGGAAAUCAAUGUUAUUAUUGAUGAUUGUUAUUGUUUUUACUUUUUUUUAUAUUCAUAAUUCAGAAAUAUUUGCAUAACACAUGAUUCCACACAGGGUCAAUUCCUGUUUUUCCAUUCCAAUGCCAGUUCCAAUUUGGAAUUGGAAUUGGAACUGGAAUUGGAAUUGGAACUGGAAUUGGAAAACAGGAAUUGAUCCCAACUUUUAUUCUAUAGACUAAACAAGACAAUAAUAUAUAUCUAACCUGCUGAUGACUUUUGAAUUCAGGUUGAAAAUGAAGUAAAAACUUUUUCCAUUUUUUUCUUUAAAUCUCAUAAUUUUCUGAGCUCAUGAAUCAAAUGAAAACACCUCACUGUUCAAAGAACCAAAACGACAUGGAGAGUUAAAGCACUCUGCUAGUUCAUCUCAGGGCACAUAAUGACAUAUAAUACAUAUUUAAUUAAAUAAUGGAAAUUAAAUUCACCAGUAUCCGCAAUGUGUUAAGUGGUGUAUGUCAUAUUUAAACUUGAUAUUGUGUUUGUUGGGACUGCUCUAAAUUUCAAAACAUGUAAAUAUUAGUGGAAAUAGCGGUUUAACUUGUAGUAUAGGGUUAGUUUCUUUUGUCUGUGAUUAUGUUUUUAGUCUGAAUUUCAGCGGGUUGAUGAUGUACCAUGAUUUCUUUCCUGAAGUGUUCAAUUCAAGAGGGAAAUUUGCACAAUUGCGCAGUUUUCCAUGCUUCAUCCGUUACAAUAAACUCAAUGGUGCUAUGUAAUAACAGUAAAAAAGAAAAUGUUCCAGUGGUUAAAGAAAUGGGCUUGUAACCAAGAGAUCCCCGGUUGAAAUCCCACGUCAGCCAUUGACUCAUUGUGUGACCCUGAGCAAGUCACUGAACCUCCUUGUGCUCCGUAUUUCGGGUAAGACGUAGUUGUAAGUGACUCUGCAGCUGAUGCAUAGUUCACACACCCUAGUCUCUGUAAGUCGCCUUGGAUAAAGGCGUCUGCUAAAUAAACAAAUAAUAAUAAUAAUAAUUUUGAAAACCAAUUUGAAGUGAAGCGCUUUUGAGAAUAUAUUCCCAGUAUAAUAAUAAUUUUUAUAUAGUGCCUUUCAUAGUGGAGCACCAUCACAAAGCAUUUUACAAGAUACAAGACGAGGGUGUGUAAACUAUGCAUCAGCUGCAGAGUCACUUACAAUUACGUCUCACCUGAAAGACGGAGCACAAGGAGGUUAAGUGACUUGCUCAGGGUCACACAGUGAGUGAGCCGGGAUUUGAACUGGGGACCUUGUGGUUACAAGCCCAUUUCUUUAACCACUGGACCACAACAGCCUCCUAAUAUAUACCCCAUUUAGUUGAGAUUUAUUUUAUUUUAUUUUUUAGGAAUUUGAAAUUGUGUGUGGAGAAGUUGCCCUGCUGUAAUUUUGAAAAAAAUCAAAAAAAUAUCUAUGCAUUAUAAAAUAGAUACAUAGAUAGGAAACUUAACAUGGUGCAAUUGUGACUUAGGGGGAUAUAUUGUCUUUAAAAUAUACGAAUGGUGACAUUGAGAAAGUCUUCUAGUGGAAAUGAAUUGUAUACGUUUCUUUUACUACAUAAGCGUUCAUCACAAUUGAUAUAUUUUAGAAGGGAUGGUUCGUCGGGUUUUUCUUCACACACACUGUAACACUUUUGCAGUGAAUCCAGUAAGGCUGAACAAAGUACCGGGGUUCAGACACCAGCUCUGGUAAAACGCAUAGCUUUUCCAGUCCAGUAUUGUGAUUAAGCAGUAGCAGAAGUGUUGUGUGGGCAUGUAAAGCAGCACCUCACAUAUGAAGAAGGGUUUUUGUUAUAAUGUGAAAUGCAUAGAAAAAGUUUGGACUGUCUGAAAUAAACAUGUUUUGCAGCCACA